Molecule: messenger RNA, 2804 nt
Organism: Monopterus albus (swamp eel)
Lineage: Eukaryota; Metazoa; Chordata; Actinopteri; Synbranchiformes; Synbranchidae
Gene: strc1
Product: stereocilin 1
Exons: 17
Coding region: 112-2280 (722 amino acids)
Biological process (GO): cell-matrix adhesion
Cellular component (GO): cell surface
Source: RefSeq, a predicted model, not a curated record
AGCACCACUGCUGAGCCUAAUUUUUGUCUGGCAAGAAACUUGGUAAAGCAGUUGAACUGGACCUGCUCAGCUGAAUUCGACUCAGUCUGUCAGCCUGGGGCCAGUCAGAAUAUGGCCCUGCAGAUAAUGAUGCAUUGCUGGGCAGACAGUCUGAAAUCCAGGUUGGAGGAUCUGCUGACACCACCUGCGGCUUCAGUGUUGGAGCAGGUGGUCAGCACUACUGUGGUGAUCCUCUUGGCUCUGGAGGAAGUCCAGAACACCUCGCUGCACGUCACAGAGAACAUAAGACUCGGUGUAUUAACAUCCGUAGCUCAUUAUCUUGAGAGUGAAAACAACUUCAACAACAAGAAGGUCUUGCUGCAGUGCUUUGGGCGAGUACUAACCAGCUUGAUGCAAACAGCAAGAGAUGUGACCUCUGAUGAAUUCUAUGUCAUUAAGGAGUACUUCAAUAUACCAGUGAGCAGCCUGAGGUCGGUGCUCAGUGCAGCUCACAUCACCACCAUCAGACUGAUCCUUCAGUACUAUAGUAGAAACAAGGAUACACUGCAGUUACCUGAUAAGUAUCUGUCCACCAUGGUGUCGGUGCUGUUCCAGACCCACCUGGUACAAGAUGGUAGUCUCUUCCCUGAGUUGGCUCCCCUGCUGGCCUCAGCUGGCACAGCUGACAUCCUAGCUUUGCCCUCGCUGCAGAACAACAUAAUUGUGAAGGAGACCAUUAACAGAAACCUGGAACUUUUGACUCUGGACCAGCGGCAGGCAUUUGGCUUGUGGUACAGCAAAGUUCUGCCGCCGUCCAACAUCAUCGCAGCUCCUCAGUCACUUAUCAGGGACACCGGAAACCUGAUCGCCUACCUGCCCUUCUACAACUUCCAACACCUCACAUCUGCUCAGCUCUUGGACGGACUAGGAGUGUUGCAGAGAAACACCCUUACUCCUUUAAAACAGGAAUUCAUAGCUCAGAGCAUCAUUGGCACCUACAGAAACCUGACAGCUCAGGAUUUUACCAGGCUGGGUAAUCUCUCAUGCCUGGCAGACCCAAACGACCUCCUUGCAUACAAAGGUACUGAAGCCUUCCGUGUCAUUCGGGACAUUGUUAUGAACUGCACGCAUGACGGACUCAGUCUGCCCAGCUAUCUGACUUCCAAUUUGUUACUGAACAGCACAGAAUUACAGGUCCCCUCCUUGCUUAGCCCUGAUCGACUGGCAGAGCUCGCCCCCUUCCUGCCCUCGCUAGGUGUAACUUUCCUGCAGGGUCUCUCACCGUCGCAGCUGCUCGCUGUCCUCCCUGCCCUGAAGUCUGUGUCCUUCAGCCCUGCACAGGCUUCCAUAAUUAUAGACAAGCUGUCUUCAGUUACAACACUAACCGCUCCAGGCCAGCUGCAGGAGUUUGGCUCCCUCGCUGUGGGAAUAAGGGCAGAGACCUUGUUGAGCCUCACCCCUGACAUACUUCUAUCAUCCCUGCCCGCCAUGGCCCAACACACACCAGGCUUCAGCCCAACACAAGCCAAUGCUAUCGCCACCAAACUAUGGGACUUCCCAGACGUGGUCAGUUGGUUGGGUGAUGUGGAGCCUUUGCUCUGUUGUACACCCCUAGUCAGUAUCCUGCCCAGGAUUCAUCUUCUUGUGAACAGCAUCACCAGUACAUCCACAAAACACUGGAACACACAGCAGGCUAAAGCAAUUUUCAGAGAGGUGAUUAAUUUGAAGCCAAAACUAAUCAAACAAAGUUUUCUGAGUCUGGGAACACUGGGUCAGGGGGUGAGCUGCAAGGCCUUACAAGACCAUUUUCAGGUUGAUCACUCACAUUCUGCAGUGAGAACAAUCCUGGCCUUCCUCAACCAUCAGCCUGGUCUUCUUCACACCUCGCUGAAAACGUGUGUGAUUGAGACGCUGUAUCAAUUUGAUUUCUUCCCUGAACUGCUUAAAGAUUUUGGAGCUGAGAUUGCCCUGUCCAUGCCGGUGAGGACCAUUAAGAAGUUUACCACAGAUAUGAUGGGCACUCUAAGGAAGAUGAUUAUUCAGAACCCUCAGCACUUUCUCUUGUUGUCUAGAACAAAACGGGAGCUGCUGGUGGACAAAAUAAUACAGAGGCUGUCCAGUCAAAAACUGGAACCAGACAACACUCAAUCAGGUGGACCGGUUUCUUUUCUUUCUGCCUACCAACAAACUGCAGGAGAUUUCCAUGGCGCUGAUGACUGUGGGGCGUAUAGAGAAGCUGUUUAUGAGUCAGCGUCAGUGGGAACGUGGGGAUGUGGGGACCCAUUGUUUGGAGAAGAGUGAGAAGAGGACAUUAUUUGAAAAGCAGCAAUUUGUUCUCCAGUUUUUCCUGGGCUUCCUCAAAAUAAAUCUUCAGUCAUGUGAGCAUCACUUUGGCUUUGGAAAUUUCUAAAAUAACUAACAGAACUCCAAAGGAAAAAAAAAAAACGCCAUAUAUCUUCUGAUAGCCAAGGCAAUUACAGGAGAGCCUUUAACCAAAUAGAAUGUUAUUAAAGGAAUAGUCUGAGAUGUUAGGAAAUAUACACAUUUGCUCUCUUGCUGAGAGUUUAUUCAGAAGUUUGAUACCACUCUCAUAUGUCCUUUCAGUACAAGUCUGCAGCCAGGUAGCUUAAUAUUAUCUCCAGCUCAGUUCUCACUGUACAGUAAUUGGCAAAGAAACAUUUCCAUAUUAAUUGCAAUAAGUGCUAUACAUAAGACUGACAGCACAUAGCACAUUUGAAAUAUGCUCAGUAAUAUACUCCUUAAGUACCCCAAACUUGACUGGGAACCAUAAAACCAUUGGUAUUUUUUAAUUGUAUAUAUGUUUG